CUGGGCCUGGUCUCCAUGGCAGCCGCGGAUUUAUUACAGGGGCCUCCACCCAGCUUGGCGGACUUAGGACUUGAAGCCGGGAGGAAGGAAACCAAGAAAGCAGUCCUGGGAGCAGGGAGCUCAGGGGUGCAGAGGAGGCCCCGAGAUGGUAAGCUAGGCUCUGCCAAGUUUCUUUCCCAGGACCAAAUUAAUGAGUACAAGGAAUGCUUCUCCCUGUAUGACAAGCAGCAGCGGGGGAAGAUAAAAGCCACAGACCUCAUGGUGGUGAUGAGGUGCCUGGGGGCCAGCCCAACACCAGGGGAGGUGCAGCGGCACCUGCAGACUCAUAAGAUAGACAGAAAUGGAGAGCUGGAUUUCUCCACUUUCCUGACCAUUAUGCACAUGCAAAUAAAACAAGAGGACCCAAAGAAGGAAAUUCUCUUGGCCAUGUUGAUGGCGGACAAGGAGAAGAAAGGCUACAUCAUGGCGUCGGAGCUGCGGUCAAAGCUCAUGAAACUGGGGGAGAAGCUCACCCACAAGGAAGUGGAUGAUCUCUUUAGAGAAGCAAAUAUUGAACCAAAUGGCAAAGUGAAGUAUGAUGAAUUUAUCCAGAAGAUCGCCAUUCCUGUGCCGGACUACUGAAUGGAGAGAAUGCAAGAGAGCACCCCCUGGGCCUGAAAACCAGACGGAUGAAUUUUUACAAAGAAAAGCGUUCCUUUCACUCCAGGGAGACAGCACAGCGGCAUGACGCUCCCUGACUGUAGCAGAGGAUAACGUAUCAAUGAAAAUAAAUGAUUUCGGCCAUGGUA
This is a messenger RNA of Myotis daubentonii (Daubenton's bat), 788 nucleotides long. RefSeq names its product calmodulin like 4 (gene CALML4). Gene Ontology annotation, molecular function: calcium ion binding. Gene Ontology annotation, cellular component: myosin II complex. NCBI's taxonomy places the organism in Eukaryota, Metazoa, Chordata, Mammalia, Chiroptera, Vespertilionidae. The record is from RefSeq and is a predicted model, not a curated record.